This is a messenger RNA of Myxocyprinus asiaticus (Chinese sucker), 1126 nucleotides long. Its product is annotated as Kv channel-interacting protein 4-like. Gene Ontology annotation, cellular component: voltage-gated potassium channel complex. NCBI's taxonomy places the organism in Eukaryota, Metazoa, Chordata, Actinopteri, Cypriniformes, Catostomidae. The transcript has 8 exons. Gene Ontology annotation, biological process: regulation of potassium ion transmembrane transport. Gene Ontology annotation, molecular function: calcium ion binding; potassium channel regulator activity. Bases 170 to 994 code for a protein of 274 amino acids. The record is from RefSeq and is a predicted model, not a curated record.
UCUACAACUGUGUGUGAGUGAAAGAGUGUGAGCGCCAAGAGACAGCUUAGAGGGACACAGAGGGGAGCGCUCAGCACCUCUGGGACAUUCAAGCGCUCCAGAGGAAACAUUUACGACGGCAGUGAGUGAUCCCCCUUGCACAUACUGGAAGAGCAGCGCACGGCUCCAUAUGAGCCGGCACUCACAGACACACAAGAAAGAGCAGGCACAGGCAGAACUCUGGGAGUGUGGCCACGGGGAGGAAGUUUUCCUCUGUCACCAAGUUCUUUUGAGGCUUAAACGUCGGGAAAAAUCCACGGCAAGGAAAAACAUCAGUAUGAGCAGCUGCAGAAAACGAUGCAAGCGUGAGAUUCUGAAGUUUGCUCAGUACCUCUUCAGACUUAUUACCGGUACACUCAAUGCAGAUAGUGUUGAGGAUGAACUGGAGUUGUCGGCUGUACGGCAUCGACCAGAAUGCCUGGAGCAGCUGGAGGCUCAAACACGCUUCUCUCGCAAAGAGCUUCAAAUCCUUUACCGGGGCUUCAAAAACGAGUGCCCUAGUGGUGUGGUCAAUGAAGAUACAUUUAAGGAUAUUUACAAUCAGUUCUUCCCACAGGGAGAUGCUUCAACAUAUGCGCAUUUUCUGUUUAAUGCAUUCGACACAGACCACAAUGGCUCUGUCAGUUUUGAAGAUUUCGUAAUGGGUCUUUCCAUUCUGUUACGGGGCACUGUUCAGGAGAAGCUUAACUGGGCAUUUAACCUGUAUGAUAUUAAUAAAGAUGGAUAUAUAACAAAAGAGGAAAUGUUAGACAUCAUUAAGUCCAUCUAUGACAUGAUGGGAAAAUGCACAUACCCCAUCCUUAAAGAGGAGACUCCACGACAGCAUGUGGAAAUAUUUUUCCAGAAAAUGGACAAAAACAGGGAUGGAGUGGUCACUAUAGAUGAAUUUAUAGACUGUUGCCAACACGAUGAAAACAUUAUGAGAUCAAUGCAGCUGUUUGAGAAUGUCAUUUAACAUCUGAAUGGACUCUGUUGGCUGGCCAGCUCAUAUAAAACAACAUUUCUACUCCACAAAACCCUGUUGUCCUCGGUGAUACAUGUGUGAUUAUUAGCAGUUCAAUUCAGUGAUUUACCCAUCAACCAUUAA